ACAUGUAUGACGCAGUGAGGUGGAGUUUAGGAGUACAGCAGGAUUUAAAAGUGUGGAGUAAUGAACAUCUGGAAAUAGAAUAGAGAAGCACCUUAUGUGUGUUGUAUCUUUAAUUUACAAAUACUUUCAGUUGAACUGUGUUAGUUUUGAAGCUGUCUACGGCCAAAUCCAGAACCUCUGCAUCUGAAUUGAAGUGUGUUCAUGAACAUCUGGAGCUGACUAACAUUACUGACAAGAUGUCUUCAGUGUUUUCAGUGUUCUGGACGCUCCUGCUCCCCCUGCUGGUUGGAAGUAUUCCUAUUUCUCAGGAGCUUUUUCCGACAGACUGCUCUGACAUCUACGAUAACGGACAAAAUCUCAGUGGCAUGUACACAAUCUACCCUACAGCAGACACGCCUGUACAGGUGUACUGCGACAUGGGAUGUGGGGAAAGCCAAACAAAAGACGGAAAGUGGACGGUGUUUCAGAGGAGAAUGGAUGGCAGUGUGAACUUCUACAGACCAUGGGGACACUACAAGAAAGGGUUUGGGAACAAGUACGGAGAAUACUGGAUAGGAUUGGAGAAUCUUUACCAACUCACACAUAAGAGGAAAUAUGAGCUGAAAGUGGACCUGCAGGACUUUGAGGGCGUGUCGGUUUACGCUCAAUACACUUCUUUCUCUGUGGAAUCUGAAGCUGACGGCUACAAACUCCAUAUUAGCGGCUUCAUCAAUGGAGGUGCAGGUGAUUCCAUGGCGACAAACAACGGACAGAAAUUCUCCACCUUUGAUAAAGACCAAGACUUGCAUCCGUCAAACUGUGCUAAACGCUUCCUCGGGGGAUUUUGGUAUAGUGACUGUCACAGCUCUAACCCAAACGGGAUAUACCUGUGGGGACGUGACGAAACUCAUUACGCCAUCGGAAAUGUGUGGUACCACUGGAAAGGCUAUGAUUAUGGUCUCAAAUACAUCGCUAUGAAGAUCAGACCUGUGUCUGUAGCACAGUGAUGACUUUCUCUUUAUAACAUCGCUGAUGUUGAUUGUGAUCUUGGAGGAAGUGGUGUUGAAGUGAAGGUGAUGUUCCUGGUGGUGGAGGAUGCAGAUGUUACCAACACAACAGUUUUACAGUGUUUUCUAAUGCUUGCUAAUAGUAUGCAGAUCCAAUACAUACUAAAUGUAAUAUUUCGGAAUGCCUUUGGUGUAUUUAAAUUGUAAUUAAGCUAUAUGUAAAUAUAUAUGAAAUGCAUUUAGUUGUGCUUUUUUACACUCAAGAUAUUAGACUUAUAAUUUAAUUUAUAGAUGCAGUUGUUAUUAUAUACAGUGGCUUAGUGGUCAUGUUUGCCUCACACCUCCAGGGUUGGGGGUUUGAUUCCUGCCUUGUGAGCAUGGAAUUUCCAUGUUUUCCUCCGGGCACUCCAGUUUCCUGAUUGUUAUUCCCAAAUUGUCCAUAGUGUGUGAAUGGGUGUGUGAGUGUGUGUGCGAUUGUGCCCUGAGGUGGGUUGGCACCUCGUCGCCUUGUGCCCCAAGUCCCCUGUGAAAGGCUCCAGGCUCCCUGCGACCCUGUGUAGGAUGAAUGAUACAGAAAAUGGAUGGAAAUAAUUGAAUUGUAGCUCUUUGGUGCAAUUUAAAUGUGAAACACAAUUUGAUGUGUAAUUUUGAAAGGUAUUACUGUGAAAUGAACGACUGAUACAGACGUACAGAGUAUAUACACUUAAACCUGCAGUACUGAACUUUUACUUUGGUUAAAAUGAACAAAAAUCAAUUAUUGAGCAAGUACAAAUAUUAAUAGUAACGGUAAGAUUAAAAUAAUAAUUUAUAAAUCCUGGCGUCGGGUCGGAUUUCGUGGGACAUGUCAGUUUGACGUCAUUCGUCUUUGCGUGGUUACGUCACGUCCGUAAACAGAAAGAAGAAGAGCAGGCUACUACUGUAUAAUGCGUUCGUGGGGGCUGAGGAUGGUGGAGUGUUUGUAGCUUGUUCUUACAAGAGUUGCUUAGAAUUUAAACUUGUCAUCUCGAUGACUGCUUUAAUCUGGAUAAGUUCUAAACACAAUCAUCGUUCACAUCUCAGGAAUCAGCUGCUGUCAAAACCAAGAUGCCUCGAACUUCUGCGAGCCUGCAGUCAAAAAGAGAAAGCCACAGAGCCCGUGUUAAAUGAGAAUAAAUAUCGGCAUGUCUUUCGAGAGCUGCUGAAAAUGCAGGGAUCUGAAGUGAUUGAAGACUGACUCAGUGAUGGCUUAUUUUUCCAGACAUUUCAGCGGCUCAAUAGGUAGCUAGCUAACAUUAGAUUUAUCUAGGUAUCGAGUUCCUAUGUUGUUGUUUUUGUUUGGUUGUUUGUUUUGCUGUGGUCAAUGUGGUAAAUUGCACUUAUUUCUGCUAGCUUUUUUAGAGAGAGUAAUUCACCUCUACUCCAAGAAAACCUUAUCCACGGCCACCUCGGCUGUCAAGUAUUGGAGCGAAUAUAAAACCCAUACAAAUACCUCAAACCAUCAGAUUAAUCUGUAAAAGUUUUUUUUUUAUGUACAACCCACAUAAAAAAAGAACUCAUGAAUAAAUAAGUUAUUUUUUUAAUGUGGGUUGUGCUUCAGCACUGCUCUACACAGAUGAAUCUGAGAUGGCAAUAGAGAGGUAAAAGUUCCGUACUGCAGCUUUAACUAUGCCUAAUUUUUGCAAGGAGAUACAAAGUAUUAAUUCAUUUGUACGUUUUAUUUUAGGAAAUAAACGUGUUUUAAUAAACAGAAUAUUGGCCUUCA
Molecule: messenger RNA, 2727 nt
Organism: Ictalurus punctatus (channel catfish)
Lineage: Eukaryota; Metazoa; Chordata; Actinopteri; Siluriformes; Ictaluridae
Product: microfibril-associated glycoprotein 4
Exons: 6
Coding region: 237-986 (249 amino acids)
Biological process (GO): elastic fiber assembly
Source: RefSeq, a predicted model, not a curated record